Ostrinia furnacalis (Asian corn borer) is the source of this 13134-nucleotide messenger RNA. RefSeq lists its product as uncharacterized. The transcript has a single exon. The record is from RefSeq and is a predicted model, not a curated record. Bases 485 to 10375 code for a protein of 3296 amino acids. Gene Ontology annotation, molecular function: guanyl-nucleotide exchange factor activity. NCBI's taxonomy places the organism in Eukaryota, Metazoa, Arthropoda, Insecta, Lepidoptera, Crambidae.
CCGGAGCGACGACGACCUGCCGCUCGACCCGUUCCUCAUCGACGACCCGCGCGUGUUGCCGCGCGAGAAGCUCUCGGUCCGCUCCGACGGCAGCUUCUACAAGGAGAUCAAGCGAGCGCUCGGCUCGCGGACGUCCAGCCAGGAGUCGAGGAGCGAAAUUUACGAUUCGAAGUUAUCGAAGAGCAGCGCGGAAUCCAGCAAGAAAUCUCGCGACAGCGUGUACCAUACGGACAGUAAGAAAUCUCGCGAAACGCUCAAAAGUAAGAGCUCCGACCGCUCCGGCUCGAGGACGUCGAGUCAAGACUCGAAAUCGGAUUACUACGAUUGUAAAAAGAAUUUAUACGAACCCGACGAGAUAGGGCUGCGUCGGCGUAGCAUUACGAGUGUCCAGAACGCGUACAUCGAUCCGUUCGAGCCGAUAUCGCCGUCUUCUAGUCCCGAUUCUGCUAAAGAUUUCUAUGACACGCAGUCUACGUUCAUAGGCAUGGAGAAACCCGAGUACGGUGAAAAUGUUAGAACCUUAUUUGAUAAGUCGCACGAGGAUUUGAUAGCUAAUCUCAUUAACUCGCCUAAUUACUAUCACAUACCUACUCCGUACUCGACGUUUCCCAGCAACACCAAGCAUAAGGAACCAAGUCCGAUGCAUUCUGCUAGUUUGCAAAAUGUGGAAUUGGACUCGUACGCUCACUAUUCAGACAUAAGUCCUCCUAAGAAAGUAGAUGAAAUAUCUACUGAGGAGGAGGAAAUGCAUCCACAAACUACACACAUAUGGCCCGAGAAAAUAGCUGGCCUCGAUACAGAAAUCGAAAGUAGUAGAGCGGCAAAAAUGCAUAGCUAUCAAAGACGUCGUUCUUCUGACACUGUGUUCAGUUUCGACAAAGAAAAGAUAGAAUCUCUCACACGUUCGACGAGCAAAGAGAAUGCUCCAAAUUCUCACCUCGUAAAGGAAUCUUCUAAUGAAUCUGACGUGAACGUGCGUGUUCUACCCGCCAUGGACAGUAUCGAGUACACGAAAAACAAAGUGAAUAAAGCCGCCUUACAGUCCGGCACUCCACCGAUACUGCAGUCAGAGUUUGAUAAAAAUAUGCGAGGGAAAGUCCACACUCACAUUGUGCGGAAAGAAAGCUUGAAAGAGGAAUUGAUGGCAAAAACACACUUUGAUGAAUAUAAUCCGAAGCUUAUUCUGGAUACUAGCUCCAGUAGCCGUUUGGCGGACACCGCUGUUCCAUACACCCACCCUACUGUGGAAAGGACUAAAAGUGAUCCGAAUAGUCUUGCCAAUCGGCCGCGCUUCAGUAGUGUCAAUUCACGUAGACACGUCUUGAUGCAUCAAAAGUCAAUCGAUUUAACUCCAGCAGAAUCAAGUGACGAAGACUACAUAUUCCGUCAGAUUCCUAGCGCUCCACCGAUCGCAACUAAACGGUCUCACUUUGAGUUGCCUUCAAGGCUCCCAGAUCAUGUGCGUCCACCUUUCGAUUUACCAAAGAAUUACUUUAAAGAAUUCGACGCGUUCAAAGCUGGAUUCAAAGAUAACAAAAAGGUUGUCGAUGACGGUUAUGACAUACCAUACGUAUUGCAUAAAAGGCACGUUAUGAAUGGAACGGCCCCGUCUCCAAACGACGACAAGAGACAGCCACCUGAUAUUAUAAUGCUUCCGCCUCAGAAUGGCCGCCACAUUGUCAGCGCGCACCCUAGGUGCAAGUAUCACGAUCAUCCGAAGUCACCUCGGUCUCCAAAGUCACCGAAGUCGCCUAAAUCUCCAAAAUCACCAAAGUCGCCCAAAUCUCCGAAAUCGCCAAAGUCGCCCAAAUCGCCAAAAUCGCCAAGAAACAGUAUCCAAGUUGAACAUAGUUCCAAAUUCUUGGAAGUUGAGAGUCGUGACUUCCUGUUCACGCAAAAUAUAGACUUGUCUAAGGUGGAUCCGAUUACAUUAGAAGUCGAUAAGAGUGGACAGAUGCAACACAUGCCGAGUCCUAAGCGGGAUAUCACUAAAAAUCUUGAUCCGGUUUUGCUUGAAACUCUGAAUUCUAAACUCAGCCAGAUAGAAAGCGACUCGGCUACGAGCUCCAAAACUGACAGCAUCAGACAGGAACCUCAGUAUCCACAUGAUAUUAAGUUCACUAUUAACGGUCGUAACGUGCAACAACCGCCAAUAGGUAAAGAACAAAAGUCAAUGACAGCUGCGGAAAAACUUCGCGCUGAUAUCAAAUUGAAAUCUGAAAAACUGCCUCCAAAGAGAGGUCCAAAAGGUCGAGGUACUGGGAAAAAAGGGACCGGUGGUAAAAUAAAAACGAAGAAUAGUAAUAAGAUUCGAAUUACGUCUUUUUCAUCUGACGAUGAGAGUGUGGAUUCAGAUGAUGUUUUCGGUACAACUGAAGCUGCUCCAAAAUUGGAGUUUUCACCCCCGCAAUCUCGAAAAGAGUUAGAACCUAUACUUCAGCAUGAGUAUGAUAAAAUUACAUCGGGAGCAUGGCAUCGUGGUCAAACUAUGAGUUCGACUGAGAUAGAAGGGUCACCGCCUCAGUGUCGUAAAUUAGUAGAACUUGAAGCUAAAUAUAAUCCUCAAAUACUUGACAGUGUCAGUGGGAAUGCGACCGAGUUGCGACGUAUAUCUGAACGUUCAAUUUCAAUUCCGAGCUCUGAAGAUGAUGUUGCAAUUAAAAACGUUCCAGAAAUUAAACAAGUCAGUAAAGAGAGUUCUACAUGGGAGUAUAACGAUAACAUCCCCUCUCCAAUAUUAGAGAGUACUGAAUUUCUCAAAUCAGAUGACGAACAUUUAGCUGACAUGGAAAUUCAGAAAGUUACUGGAAUACGUAUACAAUCGGAGGAGAAGAGCGAAGCUUCAAAAGAUGACAAGAAAGAUAAGCUUGAUAUCAAAAAGAGUUUACGCGAUGAAUUGAUUUCGCCGAUGCUACGUAAGCCUGGCGGAACACCUAUUCUUUUCGCACAUGCUCGGUUGAACUUAUCAGAGGGCUCAGUAUUUUCUUUGCAAAGACAAAAAGCAACUCAGAAUUCUCCAACAGCUAGUCGCAGAGCUAAAAGCUUGGACACGCCUGUCAUUCAAUUACACAGGCUCCCGCCUAUGAACGCGUUUUCUUCUAAAGAUGAUACCGUUGAAGAUAUAAACGAAGAAGGUGAAAUACUGGAAGAAAAACCUCUGAUCGACGACAAAAACAAAAUGCCAACUGUGAAAAAAGAUACAAUUGAAAAGAUUGAAGAAGUUGAAGAAGAGUCUCAGCAAGCAGAGCAAGCUGAAGAAAUGAAAUCUGUUGUUAUAGAUCAGGAAGAGUUGCAACUGUUAGAAGAUUUAGUAGCUCAGCGACGGCCGAGGUCUUUCAAACGUAGAUAUGAUCUCACUAAAUUGUCAUCUCAAGCCAAGUCACCGUCUCGAUCGCCAAUGAGUAAAUCGCCUUUAUCGAGAUCACCGAUAUCUAAAUCGCCUUCAAGAUCUCCAACGUCUUCUUUGAACUCACCUAGAGGAAGUAUCAGGAAAUUAUCAGACCUUAGUGAAGAUCAGAUAGUGCCCGAUAUUGAGAGAAUUAAGCGUAAAGAAAAGAAGAAACUUACUCUCAAGCCUAAACCAGAUGAGAAAUCUAAAGGCACAAGCAAAUUAAAUAAGGGAGGUUCACUAGAUACUAAUGCCACGAAAGUUAAAGCUUUACAAACGCAAAAAUCUUUGCCUUCAUCACUCAAAGAACGACCUGACUUUUUGACUGUGCCUCCUCUUGAUAUUGCGCGUGCCAAGAGUCAAGAGCUGGAACAAAUCUCAAAGAAAGUUUCCAGAGAGAAAUCGAAGUCGUUAGAAAAAAUGGACAUAAAACGAGGAGGUAGCAAAGAAAGAACUAAAUCGCAAGAAGACAGCGAUACUGAAAUUGCCAAACGAAAGGAGAAGCAACAAAUGCUCUUUGAAGCGGCUUUGAAACAGACAAAGACACUUAUAAGUCCAGUUAAAGAUACUAUGCCGCCAUUCCCACCACCAGAAGACAAAAUUCUGGUUAAGACCGAAGGGGACAAAAUAAUAAUUGAAACAAAAAUUAAUAGCAAGGCUGAAGACCACGUUUUUAUUGCAAAAUCACCUAAAAAGCUCGACAAUAAAUUAACUGGCAAGAUCAGCAGAAGCUUUGAAGAUCAAAAGACAUCUAAAACUAAUAACAAAAUAAAUAAGAGUAUGGAUGAUAAAUCAAGCCAAUCUCUAGAAGAUAAGUUUGAUGAUCUAGCUGCCUUGCAAAAAUCACCGAAAACUUUAUCUAAAAAGCAAGAAAUAAAGCAACAAAUUGAGGGUAAAGUUGUUUAUCAGAAAAUGUCACCGAGUGCCAAGUCUAAGAGCUUAGACAGAAAGGCUGAAAUUCAUCUCGAUUCAAAGACAAAGUCGAAAAGUUUGGAUAGAAAUUAUGUUACGCCUACAUCGGCUUUGGCAGAAGGUUCAGACAAGCAUUUCAAACAGGAAACUGUUAAAGUUGAUGUUCAUCCUGUAGUACAAGAAGAAGUUGAAAAAGAAAAGGCAAUCGAGCAAGAAACUAAAGAUGUUUCUCCGUCUCAUAGCUACAAAGAAAGAACAGAAGAUGAUUCGUCUAUGGAAUGGAUGACUAAUUCGCAAAAUACUGUUAUUGAAAAUGAUACACAGACCGUUAUUAUAGAACGCCGUAAAAUGGAUAUUUACAAUAAGCAGAGAGAAUUGCAGGAAAGUAGAAGUAAUCAGGAUGUUCAUGAAUUGGUCAAGUCAGAAAGAAAACCAGAAGUCGCUCGGUUGACCAGUGAAGAGGAAUCGUUGACUGAGGUAAGCGAACUCAAAAUGUCUGACGAAAGCAAUAUGUUAGGUAUCUCUUUACCUUAUAUCGACGCUGAUAGUUCGUCUGAUCAAGAUCAAGGAUCGAAAAAGGAUAAGAAAACUAAAUUAUCGCGCGGCCGCAGUGACGACACUGGGUCCUGGGUAGAUUAUGAGGAAUAUACUGUUGAAACUGAUUUGGCUUUGUCUGACACAAGUAACAAAACCGGCAAAGGCCGAAAAGCUCUUGAUACCCAAGGCACGUUUGAUGAAUCUUCCGCAAGCUUAGUGGAGUUCUUGAAACAAGAAUCGAUGUCACAAGUGUUUUCUGAAAGUGAAACCGACCGUGAAGGUAAAGUAUACAGAGAUCCAUCAAAAACUACAGACCUGACUCUCAAAUGGAAAAAUAAAAAUAAAAUUAUUGUCACUCCGCCGCAAGAAAACAGCCCUACUAUUGAGAAUAUACCAUUUAUAGAUUCGAGCACUUCAAAAUCAACUAAUAAAUCUGAAUCUGGUGAACAUACUGGUAGUUCUGGUAGCGAUAAGUCUCCCACUGAGCAAAAACCGGAUCAGAAAGCUCUACUUACAGCUAAAUUAAGGCGCAAUGAGUUAUUAAAACUAAGCGCUGAACGGUCAAGAAGCUCGGAGUCUACUUCUUGGACCAGUAUUGAGAAAGACGUGAGUCCUUCCAGCGCAAAUAUUAAAGGAAGCUCCAUUGAUGAUGAAUCCAGUGUGAGCUGUUCUAUUGCUAGACCGUUGGGCAUAUCACAAGAUAUAGAAAAAUUAAAUAAGAAAGACAGGGAAUGCUUGGAAGAAUUGAAACAAGCUAUGGAAUACGGCGAAGAACAUUUACUGUCGCAACAUACGUUAUCCAGUGAUCAUUCCAAAUCAAAUUCAAAAUCACCAUCACCAAUUCCAGAACUUACACGUAUUGAAAGUCCUCGUAGCCCGUCUAAAUAUGGCGCAAGAAAAUCGCCGACUCCUACCUUGGAAAAACAAGGGCAGGUUGAUUCACAAAAGGCACCAACUGAUUCAGAUUCUAGUUCUGAGAGCAUCGAUAAAACUGUCGAACGAUUAUCUCGACCGAGAAAAAGUGGAUUGGAUAAAAUAGGAAAGUGUGUAAUUGAGGAAUCUGAGUCAAGUCAGUCGGCUGCUUCUAAAACAUCAGACUUGAAAAAAGAGUUACAAAAGACAGUAAAGAAAACUAAAAUUGCCAUCACAAUAUCACAAGAAGAUCAAAACACAACUAUCGACUUUGACGAUGAUGGUAAUGUCAUAACUUCGUCAUUUGAACGCGAAUUAAUGAAGAAAAGAUCCCUUAAAGAUACUGAUCAAAAAAGUUCAUCUAAAUCCAGUAUGGAUACGACGACAACGACAACUCCAUCGAAAGGAUCGCUGAGCGUUGAUGACUCAUCUUCGAGAAGAAGGCGACUUGAUGAUCAAAAAAGUUCUUCUAAAUCUAGUAUGGAUUCAAGGGGCUCUCUCAGCGUGGAAUCACGAGGAUCGUUUGAAACUACAGAAUCUACAUCAGGUUCACUGGGCGAGGCUUAUCGUCGUGGUGAAGAAUUGAAACCAACAUGGCGGCCAUUCUUUGGUGCUUCGGGAAGUGAGAAUAGUACAAGUAUAGAAGAAGCAUGGAUACCGCAAGACCACGAAGGUUAUGAAAGCAUGGCUCUAAACAAAGAAGUAUUCGAUCAGAGGUUACUUGAUGACUUCCAAACAUUUUCGAAAAAUCCGCCUCUAUCGUCCAAUACUUCUAAAGAUUCUACAGAAGCUGAUUUUACUGACGAUCUUAAUGAUUUUCCAGUGAAUUUCUUGUAUCCUGCUACUUCUUCUACAUCAUCUGAUGUAGUUAUCGGGUAUGGCCAAAACUUUGGUCGCACGUUAUCCAGAAUUUCUGAGCGUAGUACUGCGUCUGAAAAAACUAGUGCGGAUGAAGAUUCGACGAAAGCUUGCUCUCGGUCUGAAAGUAUAAACGAGGAAUCGCUGAAUUCUAGCGACCAUCAAGCUAGUUUGAGUUCUGAUCCUCCAAGCAAUGCUAAUGUUGCGUAUAUCUCGGAUACUGAUAGAAGAACAUCAGCAGAAAUGCCUGACAUUCCAAUAGAUCAAACGAAAAUAAGUGAGAUGUACGCUGAAACCAAGAAAGACGUAAAUAGAGACUCUUUGGAGCCCAAAAAAGAGUCAAAAACUUCUCAUAAACCGCCAACUAAGCAGUCAUCUGCAAGUGAGAGUCAAGAUUCAGAAGAUUGGCCUCUCCCUGAGUUGCCUCCACAGGUUGCUAUCAAGCACGGUAGUGAUGGCAGGCGUGACUCCGGCAGUGAGCAUUGGCCACCUCUGCCGCCGAACUUAUUGGAGACACCUAUUAUUGAAAAAGUACAUAUUUAUUACAUGAGUAAUGAACCAGAGCAGGCUACCAAGGUCACAUUACAGUCUGAAAGCUCCAAGGGUCAUAUAGGAUCUGAUGAUGAUAGUGAUACUUUGAAUAACGAUGAUGAUUUAGAAAAAGAUAUUCCGGAAUCAAAAUCUGAAAAGUCAACCGAACACAGUGAUUUAUCUUCACCGAAAAAUAUUAAAGUCAUACCUUACGAUCAGUCCAGUUACAUGGUGGAACCUUUAGACAAGCAUGAUGAAUCGGCGUGUCAUAAAGGGGUAGUGCCAAGUUAUGAUAAGUCUUGCUUGAGUGGAACCAUCAGCAAAGCAACUUGUCUUAUGGGGGAUAUGGGGGCUUGUUGCACGCGUUCCGAGCAUAAAUCCUUCGCCAUAAAGAGUAACUUGGAAGAUAAAGUUAUCAUAAAUCAACCACAAAAGUCUCCCACAAAUCAUAGUCCUGUUUUCGAAGACGAUCAUUUAUAUGCGGAUGACGUUUUCGGAGGCGACAGUAAGUCGCUAUCGCCCGAUUUUGAUAAAGGCUUCUCACAACUAGGUACUCAAAAGUACUCAUAUGGGUCAAAUAAUUCUGAUACAUCUAUUGAUGAUUUGCUAUCACAAUCGCAAACGAAUGCCGACGACACAGUACGGGCCGUGACUAAACUUAGUACUGGUAGCGCUGGCACCUGUAAAAGAUGUAGUCAUAGUAGUCAUUCGGAGGAAGAAACCAGUUCGUUUGGUACUGAUUUAGAUGGGACUGUAAAAAUAGGUUUGCCUCCAAAGAAAUGCACUCAUAGCUCCCAUUCAGAAGAUACUUCUAUAUGUCUAAGCAUAUCAGAGUGGUCCACUGGAACUAACACUGUUCGCCAAUACGCGAAUCUUUCAGCUUCAGAGAGUAUUUCAGCUGUAUCCGUUCCUAAAAGUGAGAAAUCUGAUAAUGUUUCUGGGAAAGUGUACACAUCUUCUCGUGCGAGCAAAAAAUCUGAACAAAAGCCGAAAAUCAGUUCUCAAGGUGAAAUGAGUUCCAAAAGCAGCAGUUUAGAUAAAAGCUCUGAAAACAUAAAGUAUGAUAAAUUGUGUAGCUCGGAAACAACUAUAUCAAGAAAAGGUAUAGACAGUAGUUCAGGGACCAAGAGUGACAGCACUCUAACACUGGCUCAAUCCAUAUCAGAUUGGUCAGCUAGUACCAGUCAUACACUUAUCGCGACAGCUCGUGAAGAUCAGCAUGAAAAUGAUAACACUAAAUCUGACCAUACUAUUAUAUCUGAAGUCGUGCCAAAUAUUGAGGAACCAGUCGACGAAGAAAUCCCAGUAAUUAAAGAGCCAUCGCCAACGAAAGAAAUGUUUGAAACGAAGGAACCAGUUCUUAGACUUACUGCUUCAUACACCGGUAAGACUGAAAAAUCUUCAUCAAUUAGUUACAGUGAUAAGUCUGAUAAAUCAAGUUCAAGCUCACUGAGUAGUUUGCAGAAACAUACAAACGGUGUGCUUCGCUUUGACCAAAGGCUCAAGGGUUUCCAGACAGGCCAAAAUGGAGAUCGUUAUCAGAAAGCACCACCGAAAAGUAUGAGCUACGAAGAACAGGGCCACAGAUAUAUGAAACCAACAGUACGUUGUCAAAGUGAGGAUAGUGGUUUCAAACCUUACGUAGUGGCUCCUCAACCUGAGCUCGACAUCGACAUGCCUUCUCAACUUUACAGCCAAGAAGAAAAGCACAGUGAACGGUAUCAAAGUCAGGAAUUUUCGAAUAUAAUACGAGAAGAUGGCAAUCACUUCAUGAGGUCAGACUAUAAGCCGUUAGCCAAACAUGCUAGUUAUGAUGAUAAAACUUUAUCGAAAAACCAAAUAAAGGAAUAUAAGACCUCGGCACAAUAUCGCAGUAAGCCGAAGAGUUGGUCUUUCCAUGAACAUUACCUAGCAUCGUCUGAGUUGCCAAUGAUAUCAGUACCAGAGUUGCCUUCUAUUCACAGGGAAGUACAAGAGAAAAAGUCGGGUGAAAGAUCUGGGAAGACACCUCUUUCCCGCUGUUCGCCUUAUUAUUCUAGUAGCUUAAGUUCCGAGUCUCCUCCGAUACAGCCUCUGAAAACACCAGUCAAGAAAUCGCUUUUGGUCAGAAAUAUUUCCCUAAAAAGCCCUCCGAGUGGCAACGAUACUGAUAGCUCUUUAGAUGUCAUAAGAGAUCCCAGAGAAAGAAUGAGAACGUUCCGACGCAAGAAGCAGGUUACGAGUGCCAGGAAGAGACAGGAGAAAAUACAAGAUGUGUUGGAGGAAGAUUCGACUAAAAGUCAAUGUUCUUCGGAAAGUGACAAGUUCCACGGUGGACAGUAUUUGGCAGUCGAAGAUACACUACGGCGUAUGGAGAGUUCCGAGUGUUCUGAUAGCUAUGUGCCAGAAGUGGAAUCUGGUUCCUCAGAAGUUUCAAAAGAUUCCAAGAACUAUGAUGUACAAGAAUCUGUUAGUUAUUCUGAAGAUGAGGGCCAAGCCGAAUACGCAAAAUACAAAAGUGCCAACUAUGAGGCUCAACAGUUUCCUAUCAGUAUAACGCCAGUUCAGUUCCAAGGUUUCGGUUCUUCGGCCGAUGAGGAUGAAAUGGGUUUCCCGCGAUUUGACAGAUUGGGUCGCCUGCGUCAUCCUUACCUCGAUUCCCAGGAACCGCCUUACGUACCGGAGGAUAGCCCGCCCAGAGUUUCUUAUUCCAAUAAAAGCAGCCGUCAGUCAUCCCUGAAGAGGACCAAGUCAACCGGGUACCGUCAACCCGAAGAGUUGGGCGAACCUUCGGGUCAGCAUCAACCCCGUGUUUACUACGAUGAACAAAGCGACCGGGAUGAUUCUGACGAUUACGCUUACCCGAUCGAUACGAUAAAAAGAGCUCCGAAAAUGUCUAAAUCUGGCAGCUAUCUCUUCGAGCGUGGAGAGUCUGUAGCGUAUUCUGACUCGGAGUUGCCGCACGACAAAGACGAGUACGAGGAGUACCGCGGCAGCCCGUACCCGGAGCACUACGAGGAGGUGGACAUGUUCCAGACGCAGGAGUGCUACCCGCAGUACGAGCACGAGCUGGAGCGCCGCGAGGGCGACGAGGAGCACUACACCCGAGACCUGGACCAACGUUUCAGUUUGAACAAUGUUGAGAGGUUUUACUCUAGCCACUACGUAGACUCGCAAGCUUCCAGCGAUAGCCCGGAGCAGAAGUUCGACGUGUCGACGCUGCCGCCGCCGCUCUGCUCCGACGACGAGCACGAAUAAACGCACUGAAGCAAUCUUAGCUUGAUCGAUUAGUUUGUCGAUGUCACCCUCGUCUUGGAUGAUCGUAUGUGUGCAAGCGUCCUACUUAUGCGUUUCGAUUUUGAAUUCUAACUAACGCGUUUAAUUGUUACAUUGAUAUUAUUAGGGUACCCAUUAAAUAUUUACAUUGUCAUUUUGAAUAUUUAGAUGAAAAUUAAUAAAAAAAAUAUUUAGUGCCAAUCCCGAUAGAGCAACCCUUUGACUAAUCGUGUAUAAUGCGAACUUAUACCUACCUACUUUUAGCUUAUUAAGUAUUUAGGUGUAGUUAUGUGUACUGAUUGAAAUAUCUUAAUAUUAGCAUCUUAUUCACGAACUUCUGGUCAAUAUUAAUAUUAUAAUACGAUUUGAAUUGUCUCUAUUAAAAUGUUAUUCAUCUUCGUUUUUUACCUUGCGGCUAAGCUGAAAGGUAUGCACUAAAUAAUUAUGCAUUUAUUAUAAAAAAUAAAUUAUGUUAGUUGAAUUUAUAUUAACAUAAAUAUAUUAUGUAUACGGCUGUGAGUUAAUUUGUGUGGUGGGAUCCUAGAUCAAAGUCUUAUCAAUGAGUAUUAUUGAUUUAUUGCUUUAGUCGACUUUCUAAAUUCGAGUCAGUAAUAAACUUAUUCGCAUAAAGUGGAAUAUGCCACUAUUACUAAACAGGUUAAAUAAAUAUUUUUUCGACCAUAUCGACAGUGUCAAAAGCACCCUUGUUGCUCUACAUGCAAAAAUUGAUCUGUGAUUCUAGUUAGAAAUUACUGUCUCGAAUCAGAAAUCCGAUGAAAAUUAGUAAUGGCAGGUCAGUUAUUUUAAGACGCACAAAAUUCUUAAUUUUUGUUAAAACAUCGGAGGGUAACAAUAUUUAAGAAAAAUAUGAAACAAUAUGAAAACAACUAUGUAUAAAUUGGAAUACUUUAGAAAAGGUCGCUAGACUUGCAAUAACACAUUCCCUUACGAUUAUACCGCUUGGAAAUUAAUUUAAUCAUCAAUUAGACUAACGAAAACAUAAUGGGAUCUGCAAUCGUGCCAAAUAUGCUCAAUUUUUUCCACCUUUAUUAUUAUGAUAAUUUUUAAAGGGUUUUAACAUAUUUUUGUCUUACAAUAAGGUAAUGGUAAUCGGAACUAUGAACAUUUCAUGUUGUGCGAGUGCGUAGUGUAAAUUGCCAGUCAUCGAAAUGAACGAUUGGGUGUGGAUUGUUUGUCGUUUCUUGAUCUCUUAAUUUAAGCUUCUUUAUUUAUAAUGGAAUAAAUUACACAAUAUUACUUGCCUUUUUAGAUUUGUUAAACUGAGCGAGUGUGCGGAUGAUGGAUUUAUCAAAUAGUUUAUUUUAUUGAUAAGCAAAAUGUUGCGUACUUUGAGCGAAGCAUCGAUUGGUUAAAUUUGGCUUAAAAGUAACGAAAAAUUAGACGAAAUUCUAGCUUAGAAGCUUAUUUGUUUAAGCAAAUAGAUGUGACAUCAGUUUGGAAACAAGUAACUUAAAAAACUUCGGUUUUUAUUUAGAAGGGUGACACUAGUAAAAUUACUAUUGAUGUAUGCUGUUUUACUUUACAUGGCUUCUGAUUUACUAGUUAUUUCAGGCCACUUUUUGAAUAAAUUAUGGUUAUGGCAAUGCAACCACCAAAGCAUGCUAUUGUUGAUGCCUGCAGGGCUACUACGAAACGCUGUUUAUGUAGUUUCGAGUCUAUCUGACACCGUCGCUCACACUGGCAUCUCGCUUUGCGUGAGAGGGAUGGCAACACUCGAAACUUCUGAUAACGUUUUUCGGAGUAACCCCGCAGCUUCUCAAAAACAUAAGUAAUGUUCCCAACGCGUUAUAGUGCCAAAGCUCUACACGACCGAGAUCCUCUCCAAUUGCUUCUCAUCCUCACCCUAAAUCAUUAAGUAUACAAACCUAGAUAGACCUUGCGAUGAAACUGCCAUUGUAGCUAUGUAAUUCGGUUACUAAAACUGUUUCCUAAAAUAUUCUAGUUAGUCAUAUACCUAAUAAUAUAAUCCACCUCUUAGUUCGGACUUAAGAAGUAAAUCAAUGGGUAAUGUUAGUAUAUCGAUAAGUAAUCUAAACUUGCUGCUCCUAAUUCACAAUAAAUCAGCAAUAUGUAAAUGUAUAAAAUAUUAGUUAAUCGCCCCUGAUUUAUUAUUUCGCAGAUAAAAGCUUGUCGCGACAUCAAUUUUCAUUUAUUUCAGCGAACUCAUAAAAUAAUGUAUACAAGAUGGUCCAUAAGGUGACCCGUCAUUAUUUUUGCUACAAUAAUUUGCCAAUUUCAUUAUCCAAAUGUUUUAUUUCUAUUUCAAUUACCAAGGCAUUCAUUUCGACAUAAAAUACCAGCAAUUUUCGGUACUAGUUCGAAUUGGGUGUUGAAUUGAUAGACGUGACUUAAACAUGAGUAUUGUAGUAAAAUAGCAUAAAUCAGAUAUAUGAAUGUAAUAUCUAGUUGAUUUAGAAUCGUAAAUGAUCAAUUUAUUCAAUUGGCUGUAGACAAUUUAGACGAAUGCAAUGUCGGUAUAGUUUUAAAACGGAGUAUUCUUUUCAUCUUAUACAGGGUUAGUUAUAAAUUAAAGAUGAAAAAUAUUAUAAUUUGUUAGUCACCAUUACCGACAAAGUGUUGUUUUAUGUUGAUUAUUAUGUAGUAGUUAAUUUAAACUUAUUUUAUUGAAAACGGUGUUUGAAGUUUAUUGAAAGAAUUUAUCCCUCUGAGUGCUUAACGUCAGCGUAUGCUGCUAAAAGACAAUGCCGGAAAUUGGCGUC